Molecule: messenger RNA, 1017 nt
Organism: Anopheles marshallii
Lineage: Eukaryota; Metazoa; Arthropoda; Insecta; Diptera; Culicidae
Exons: 2
Coding region: 1-1017 (338 amino acids)
Source: RefSeq, a predicted model, not a curated record
AUGGUGCUGAGUUUACUGCUGCUAGAGCUUUCCAUCCUCGAUGGAACCAGCAGAAUGUCGACCGCAUACAAACACCUGUACUCGUGUAUAACGUUUUUGAUUUUCAUUUUCGUGCUUAACUUCUAUAAAAAUCGUGUCCAAGUGAAUCGCGAACGUGCCGCGGCCAAGCUGAAAUGGGUCGGAACACUCACCAGACCGCCAGCAUACGACGGCAUUGGGGAAGAGUAUUACUUUGAUUUUGCCUACCUUGAUUUGGACGAUAGUGAGCAGGAUUGGCAGUGGGAUCGGUCCAAGCAGUACCCGGGCCGGUGUCUCGAUGUGGAGGUAUUCUUUGUGUUCUCCCCGAAGAGAACCAUCCGCCGCAGAGCGUUUGACGGUCCAGAGGGACUGCACUACAAGAGCACGGUGUUGGGCGAGCGGGACAAAAAAAAGGAUCUAGACCCAUCGGACACGGCAGGAUCAAAUUCGUCCAUCUAUAUGUUUCUUUCGGUAUUGGUUAUUUUGCUGCUUGCGGCCGGUGUCGAUAUCGCUAAGCAUCUUACCGGAACCGGUGGCAGUACCGCGAAAGCAGACGCCCAACGUCGCCUAUCGUUGCAAAACUAUCAGGCAUUGAUAAGGGAAAAGCAAAAGCAAUUUCGUAUGAUGAAACAACACUACUCGCAACCAUCGAUGAGUGUUCAGCGGUCAAUCGAUGAGUCAGCCGUUCCGUUUGCGGGAACUUUUUCACGUAUGGACGAAAGUGUCGCACCAUCGACAACGAUGUCAUUAUCGGGAAAACCACUUCCGGCACCAUUGCUGAGACGGCAAUCAGUGCCGACACUUAUGCGUGGGCAGGUGAUGCCAGCGGGAGCAGGAGGCACAUUCUCUGCCGUACCAAAUGUAGCACCCUUCGGACGUCGAACAUCGGUCGAUUCAUUCUGGGAUGUGGAUCACGGCGGAAAAGUGAUCGGUUCGACGGUCAGUAACGGAUCACCGCCAGAAGUGCGAAGACGUGUCCGGAUGCUACAUCGUCAUUAG